Messenger RNA from Pseudophryne corroboree (corroboree frog), 7212 nucleotides. RefSeq names its product zinc finger protein GLIS2. Gene Ontology annotation, molecular function: DNA-binding transcription factor activity, RNA polymerase II-specific; RNA polymerase II cis-regulatory region sequence-specific DNA binding. The transcript has 8 exons. Gene Ontology annotation, biological process: regulation of transcription by RNA polymerase II. Bases 1072 to 2559 code for a protein of 495 amino acids. Gene Ontology annotation, cellular component: nucleus. NCBI's taxonomy places the organism in Eukaryota, Metazoa, Chordata, Amphibia, Anura, Myobatrachidae. The record is from RefSeq and is a predicted model, not a curated record.
AGCAGGCGCCUGUCCCCCUCCUAUGGGCAGAGACUGGGAGGGGAAGAGCAGGAGGGGGCUGUGUGGAGGUGCCCCCCCUCCCUUCUCCCCUGCAGCCCCUGUCUGGCAGUCCCAGCGCAUGCGCCUAGGCUGCAGCCCUGGAGUAGAAGUGAUGUUGGAGGGUCAUUCUCAGACAGUUCUGCAGGGCUGCAAUAAAUCACCCUGCACAUUCCCAGCCCUCCCUCCCUCCCUCUGUCUGUCUCCCUCCCUCCCUCCCUCUCACUCUCUCUCUCCUUCCUUCCUUCCUCCCAUCAGCUUGCCACCUCUCACUUUGCAGCCUCUUCUCCCUGCUUUCCUAACCCAGAGCCCCCUCCCCCCUUGUCCCCUCUUCUCACCCUAUAAAAUUGGGGGUUUGAUAUGCUCCCCCCUACCCUAGCCUCCCCUGACAGCCUGGAGCACCCUUUAUCUCUGCAGAUCAGGGAGGCUCUGUGCCAGAUGACAGAAACCCCCUCUCUCUAUUUCUCACCACCCCACUGAUACCCCCUGCACAGCAAUUACCACUCCUGGAUCUGCCUAAAAAAAAGAGGGGGUGUCAUCGUUUCACCUCAAUUGGAUCUAUAGCAAGAAGACUCCAGACAGGGAUCCAGAAUUCCAGACUGCUUGCUGUGGGGGGGACUGAGCAUAAUUCCCAAAUCCUGGAGCAAAGGAAGAGAAUCAGGAAAAGGAUCUAUUUUCAGGGUGGAAACAGUUUUCUUUUAUUUUAUGCAUUUUUAUUUUAUUAUAAUAUUUUUUUUAAAGCACCAAAGAAGACAGGAUUCCUCUUAUCCUACAGACACUGCAACCUGCAAGAGCUGUAAUCAUACGUCUGUAGAAUGUACACCCAUGGGCGUGUGUCCUGCCUUUCUAUAUGUCAAACAAGCUAACAUCGAUGGUCACAUCUCACAUCACCCUUUGUCCGAUGCUCACGAUAUAUCCUGUCUGUGAUUAUACCAGCAGAGAAUUGGAGUGAUACGACCACAGAGCAGAAAUUUUACUUCAGUCUUGAUCCUGAAAGAAAGACAGCUGGGGGCGCUCCGGGCGUAGCCACUGACCAUGCACUCACUGGACGAGCCCUUGGACCUGAAGCUCAGCAUCUCUAAGCUGCGGGCAGCACGAGAGAAGCGAGAGCGCGGUGGGGGGAAUGGUAGGAAGCGCUCUGUGCACCAUGAGCUGAUGAUUAGAGAUGAUGGGACCACUGUUAUCACCCCUGUGUGCUCCUCGCCCCCGCCAGGAUUCCUGCCUCGUUUUCGGGAUGGGGACAGUCCCCCCUUUUCUUCUCCCCCAGUCGUGGACCUCAGCCUCUCCCCAUCUUCUGGAAUGGACUCCCCUGGCCGUGCGUCCUUGUCCCCCGAAAGGGUGGUUGGAGUGGACACCCCAUUGGACACUCCGUCACUGCGCUGCAGGGGUGAUGUAGCCCCCAGCCCCUUCCAGUUCUUCCUGCCCCUCGGCUCCGGCCUCCAGCUGCCACCUUCUAUGUUCCUGACUCCCCCCAAAGAGCGACGUCUCUCCCUGGAAUACACAGAGCAGAAACAGCUGGUGUGCCAGUGGGCAAAGUGCAAUCGUCUUUUCGAGUUACUGCAAGAGCUGGUGGAUCACGUUAACGAUUUCCACGUGAAGCCAGAAAAGGAUGCCGGGUACUGUUGCCACUGGGAGGGAUGUGCCCGCCGUGGCAGGGGAUUCAAUGCCAGGUACAAGAUGCUGAUUCACAUUCGCACCCACACUAACGAGAGGCCGCACUGCUGCCCGACUUGUCACAAGAGCUUCUCACGGCUGGAAAACCUGAAGAUACACAACCGAUCACACACAGGUGAAAAGCCCUACAUGUGCCCCUAUGAGGGCUGCAACAAGCGUUAUUCCAACUCAAGUGACCGCUUCAAGCAUACGCGCACCCACUACGUGGACAAGCCCUACUACUGCAAGAUGCCAGGAUGCCAGAAACGCUACACAGACCCCAGCUCCCUGCGGAAGCACAUCAAGGCCCACGGCCACUUCAUCUCACAUCAACAGCGCCAAUUACUGAAAAUACACCAACCACCCAAAAUGCCAACGACAGGGGACAGCAGCUAUGCAAGUGGUGCACAGCUCAUCAUUCCCAACCCGGCGGCCAUCUUCGGCAGUCAGACACUGCCAAUACCAUUGGCACCAGGACCUUUAGACCUCAGCUCAUUGGCUUGCUCUGGAGUAGCAUCUGCCCUGGCAGGUUUACCUAAUCCCAUGCUGGCGUUGGCAGGGUCCCCUCUGAACCUGGUUAAAGGCUCUCUGUUGUCCCAGGCUUACUCCGCGGCAGGUCUCGGCCUACCUUUAGUCUCCUUGGUUACAGCAGGAAAAUUGGAAGGUGAGAAGCGAGCCAAGGUGCAAAGGUCAGAGAGCGGUGAGAGGACUGAGGUGUCAAAGAUGAGGCUUGGUUCAAUGGAUGGGCUCUCUCUGCUCCCCACAGGGGUGCUGGAUCUCUCACCUGGUGUGGGCUCAGAUUCUCUGCUGCCGGGAUGGGUGGUCAUCCCUCCAGGGUCUGUGUUACUGAAACCGGCAGUGGUCAACUGAGAAGGCCAUACCCCCUGUAACUUUCUACCUGUGCCCGCUUCCUACGUACAUGCCCUGACACAGGCUCUUCCUCCCUGGAAGAGGUAUAACCCAAUUAUAUUCCCGGCCCGUAACUCCCGCCAAACUUUUGCACAAGCGACAAUACAGAGAAUGUGUUUCUUCUGCCUUGUGAAAAGAGGGUGACCGGAUAUAUAUUACUUUGCGUUGCCUGCAGAAUCGCUUUUCCCUCUUGUAAGUGGGACCAAACCGGCGGGAUGACCGCCAAAUCGUAGACUGAUUAUACAGUAGCGAGACUUCUCAAGGACUAUUCUGUAGAGAGAGGUUUUGUGGACUGAGGAGAACGAAGCACUUUGUGAUGUCUGGAGGGUCCCUGCGGCCAGGGGAAGUUACGUUGUAUGAUCUGCAGACUUUUGUUCCUCAGAAUUUACGAGAGAAGGCAUCACGCCUUCUGAGAAAAGCAAUAAUACGGGAGAUGCUCAGAUUGAGCGGACUCUAAAAUGACAAGAGGGAGCGGAAGGUGGAUAGUCUGGGGGCCACUCAAUUAUCCACUCUCCAAUUCUCUGCCGAACUCAUCAAAUUUCCUGUAGAUCUGAUCUAUUACAGUACCCUGUGACACUCUCAUAUUCCUGCGCCCAAUUCCUGUAUCACUCUGGUUCCAGAGUUGCUCCCCUCUCAGAUUGUAUCGUCUGUUGUGUGUGAUCUCAGCUCUCUAUGGGGGAGGUGUAUCAAACCGUGGAGAGAGAUAAAAUACCAACCCAUUGGCUCCUAACUGUCAUUUUGCAGACACUGUUUGAAAAAUGAGUUUGCAGCCAAUUGUUUAUUUUAUCUCUCUCCACUUUAUCUCUCACUAAGCUUUGAUAAAUCUCCCCCUCAGUCUUAAAUCAUCUUUCUUACAUUCCACUAAUUAUUCCUAACACGUACCUAUGCACUAAACCGCUCUCUGCACUUUCCCAUAAUCCUCUCUGCCAACCAUUUUCCGCGCCCUAUUUCUCUUAAAGCAAGAAGACCCAGCCUCCCGCUCUGUGGGUUUUUAGCAUGACAACGCAUUCAGGCGCAGUGAAUGCUGCUUCUCGACGCUUCUACGGAGAGUGUGCACAAAUUUUGCUUUUUAAACCGAUGAAAUCCCUAUAUAUUCCUCAUGUAAUGAUGUGUAAGAUAGAGGUGGAUCUCCGCGGCUCUGUCAGUGAAGGAGCAAUCCAUGCUAUGUUAUAGACUGUGAGAGUGGUAUGUGUGUUUGAUACUUCAUUGAUGUCCAUUUGCUGUCGUGAAGAUUGAUGGGAGCCCUAGAGUUCCGGGGCUCCCGGUUGCAGAAGAACCCUCUCCAGGCCUAGACUUAGUGAUGGUGUAGUGGAUUGCAAUGGCUGCAUUUUCUUCUGAACGUAAAGGAAAGCUGUAGAUACAGCUUAGGUGAUAAAAGCGAUCUAGGGGCUAAUUCAGACCUGAUUACUGCUGUGUGUUUUCGCACAGCGGGCGAUCAGAUCUGAACUGCACAUGCGUAUGCACCACAAUGGGAUGGGACGAGAUGGUGCGACAAAUCCGAUCGCAAGAAGAUUGACAGGAAGAGGGCGUUUGUGGGUGGCAACUGACCGUUUUCAGGGAGUGUCUGGAAAAAAGCAGGAGGGACCAGGCGUUUGGAGGGAGGAUUCGUGACGUCAGCUCCGGCCCUGAUCAUCGCAGCGGCUGAGUAAGUCCUGGGCUGUGCAGAGACCGCACAAACUGAUGUUUGUGCAGCUCUCCCGCACAUGCGAUCGCACCCCUGCACAGCGAAUUCCCCCACCCCCUGUAGGCGGCGACUACCUGAUCGCAGGGAUGCAAAAAAACGCACCCUUAACGAUCAGGUUUGAAUUACCCCCCUAGUGUUAAGUGUUUUAGCACAUAGGAUGGUGGAGGGGGGCACAUUUGAUUUUUGAACACAAAUAAAUCCAAUAAUCGUCUACAUAAUGGGUAUUCAGCUACUGUGGAACUGCACAUCCGAGCACACCGCAAUAGCAAAAGUGUGGCAGGUCAUGCUAAAUAGAAUCCGAUGCCCCAUCUACGUGCCAGGUACACUUUAAUUUCUCUUCUGCUGCCAAAUAGCCCAAUUUAUGGGAAAGAAAUUCAAAUUAGUGGGUACUAAAUGAAGAGCAAAAUGGAUUGUCUUAAUUCGUUAAAUUAUCAUAAGCGUAUUAUAUGCUAUACACUAAGGUGGUCAUUCCGAGUUGUUCGCUCUGUAAUUUUUUUCGCAUCGCAUCGAUUUUCCGCUUAUUGCGCAUGCGCAAUGUUCGCACUGCGACUGCGCCAAGUAAAUUUGCUAUGCAGUUAGGUAUUUUACUCACGGCAUUACAAGGUUUUUUCUUCGUUCUGGUGUUCGUAAUGUGAUUGACAGGAAGUGGGUGUUUCUGGGCGGAAACUGGCCGUUUUAUGGGAGUGUGUGAAGAAACGCUACCGUUUCUGGGAAAAACGCGGGAGUGGCUGAAGAAACGGAGGAGUGUCUGGGCGAACGCUGGGUGUGUUUGUGACGUCAAACCAGGAACGACAAGCACUGAACUGAUCGCACUGGAAGAGUAAGUCUCGAGCUACUCAGAAACUGCAAAGAAAUUUCUGUUCGCAAUUUUGAGAACCUUUCGUUUGCAAUUUUGAUAAGCUAAGAUUCACUCCCAGUAGGCGGCGGCUUAGCGUGUGCAAUGCUGCUAAAAGCAGCUUGCGAGUGAACAACUUGGAAUCACCCCCUGAAUGCGCACGUUAAAAAUUAACUUUUAAAAGUCAAAUUUUAAAAAAGUGCAAUUGCUUAAUUGAACACUUAACGCCACACAGACUCUUUACAGAUGGCAGGAAAGCUUAGAGAUAGGGGCAUAAAUACUCCUUUGUAGCAUCCUUCACCUUUCCGAAUUUGGCUCCUUGAAAUCCAGUAUGUCACAAAGGGAAUAAGAAAUAUAUACACAAUCUCAGAUUGUGUGGAAAAGGAUGUGUGAUGCACUAAAGGGGGGUAUACACGGGAGAGAUGUGUGCUGAGCGAACCACUCAGCACACAUCUCUCCCGCCGCUCAGCACAGCGCGAUGUGUGCUGAACGAUGCGGGGGGAGGACGGGAGCCGCUCAUUUCACCCAGCGGGUGAAGUGAGCGACCCGCUAGAUUGGCCUGCAUGCAGGCUCAAUCUGGCAGCGGCGAUAGCGAUGUGCGGGGCCACGCAUCGCUAUCGCUGAGGGGGCUACACACGAGUGAUCUGUGCUUAAAAUCUAAGCAAUCUAGUCAGAUUGCUUAGAUUUUAAGCAUGGAUCUCUCCGUGAGUACCCCCCUUUAGAGAUCCUUCUAUGGAUCUUUAAUCUAUUUAGAUAAGGUAUCAUAUGACACUGUCUGAGGUAAACAUAUACUUGGAAUGAAUAUUUUUAUAUGGUGUACAAAUCCAAAAUGGCUGUUGUACUGUAGUUACACUGAAUAGACUGGCGCAAGCCAUCGGCUCUACAGAUGGCCACCCAUGCUGUGGUAUCAGCCAUGAACACCAGAAGUGUAAGCAAUUUGGGCACGUACUUCUACAGACAAAUAUGGCCGCUCGGUACAUGGGCUGGCCAGCUGGAUUGGUCGCUGUGCGGUAAGCAAUAUGGCUGCUUAGUAAAUGGGCUGGUCAGCCAGAUCAGUUGCUAUGCAGUAAGCAAUAUGGCUGCUUGGUAUAUGGGCUGGUAAGCCAGAUUGCUGUGCAGAAUGUAGAACAGGAAGCUAGCAGUGUGUAAGAAAUAUUUUUACUACAGUUUUCCUUUAAGGCCUUUUGUUGCAGCCAUUACAAUUUAGAGUAACACAUUUCUGGCCCAGAGUCCUUAUUGUAGAGGGGCCCUGUGCUCUACAGCCAGGCCAGCGUCAGCCGUGUUCCCGUAUGGGCUUUAUUCAGUAUAGGUGACCCAAACCAGCUUUAUUAAUUUCUUAUUAGACAAUACGGUGGACAUGGCGCCUCUGCGGUCCGGUGUUACUUUGCACAUACACCAGACGUGACCGGACUGUUUUCAUUCCCACACUGAAGCAGACUGGCAGCGGCUCUUUGCAGCUACAUGAAGCUUGAGUUUGGAUGAUAUUGAAUGCUUCGCUUUAAUUCCUGGCCUCUUAAAUAUAUUGGAGCUCAGUUGGAGGCAGCCAUUUUAUGGGCUGAACCUAUAAGAUAAUUUCUGAUUCCAUUGAAUAAAAUCCUCACAGAUUUGUGUAUAUAAUUUACGGUGUAUCUCCUACCAUGUAUCUCUUUUUUUAUAAUUGAUAUAUUCUCCGUAACCGUAAUAACUCAAGAACGUGUAGCAGGGUGUCGGAGACACCGGAGUCCGAACUUACGCCCCCAAUUCAAUAAGUUAAAGGCGCAGCAUUUGCUAUAAGGGAGUGAUGCUCUGCGUGACCGUCCAUGGUUACUGGAGCAAUGAUCUGCAGGCAGCCAAUUAAAGUGCCUUCUGUAUCAUAAUUAUCCUCCCUCACUCCCCUUCGUGUCCUUUAAACCCCUCAUUGUCCCAAGUGAAGACAGCUCCUGUAUCGGUGUGCGUGAGAGUUGCUGAGUGACUGCACCGUGACGAGACCGCUCCCCUUGAGUGCGGAGAUUGUUCUAUAAGCUCCCAAAGGGGCGAGCUGCCAACGAGAUGCCUCCUAAGUCAGGGGCAUUUAUUCAACCAUUAAAAAUUUAAUAAAAGAUACAAUAAAAAAAAA